AUGGGGAAAAGGUUGAGCGAAGACGUCGUCUCGGACAGCGACGAAUCGAUGGAGGAUGCCCCCGAGACAACAAAUGUGGCUGAGAAGGCAUCUCAGCAAACGUCGGAUGUAGCUUCUGAGCAAGACACAUCGAGUUCGGAAUCAGGGUCCGGAUCCGAGAGCGAGAGUGAAAGCGACGGCUCAGAUGAAUCAGACUCCAACAACGCGGAUUCUCGUCCAUCAUAUAAUAACAAGAGAGCAUUCUUCCCACCGUCGGGAUUCAAGCAAUCAAAACCGAAAACUCGACCAUCACCGGCCAUCUCAUCUGCGCUCUCGAAUCUCGAGGGUAAACAGGUUUUCCAUAUUACAGCACCAUCGUCGCUAUCAAUAUCUCGAAUUAAGGAGGUAGCUUUUGGAAAGGCAAUUUUAGGAGAGCCAAUCUUGUCCCACAAGGGUGUGGACUACGGUCUUGUGGCGAACACGCAACAACAGAAGCAAGGAUCCGAGGCAUUAUUAGUCUAUGAUGAAGCAACAAACACAUUUGUGAAGAAGCGAGAACUGAAGAAUAUUGAGAGUUACAACAUUCAGGAAAUAGUGCGACUACCUGGCCUGGACUCAACACAAGUCCCUUCGACACAAGAAGCAAGCAAGAAACAAUCCAAAGCACGCCCACAACCUAAGCAUCUUAGGAUGCGCUUUCAUCCUGUUGGCAGUCUAAAUCUACCUCCGGAAACAGUAGGUUCGAGCUCUGAGUCGGACGCUGAGGAACCGACGUUUCGUGUCCCGCGAAAAGACUUAAAAGAAAAAAGCGAAAAGGACCUGAAGAGGAAGGCAGAUAACGAGGGUGAAUCCGAGUCGAAGAGUAAAAAGUCUAAAAAAGAGAAGCUUUCAUCUCAGGAGACAGACACUCGCCGAGACAAGGAGAAGAAGCCGUCUAAACAUCGAGAUGAGACGAGUCAGGAGCGAAGAGCGCGAAAGGAGGAAAAGAAAAGGCGCAAGGCAGAAAAGGCGCACUGA
Molecule: messenger RNA, 996 nt
Organism: Talaromyces atroroseus
Lineage: Eukaryota; Fungi; Ascomycota; Eurotiomycetes; Eurotiales; Trichocomaceae
Exons: 2
Coding region: 1-996 (331 amino acids)
Biological process (GO): transcription by RNA polymerase I
Source: RefSeq, a predicted model, not a curated record